Molecule: messenger RNA, 3028 nt
Organism: Corticium candelabrum
Lineage: Eukaryota; Metazoa; Porifera; Homoscleromorpha; Homosclerophorida; Plakinidae
Exons: 1
Coding region: 1484-2749 (421 amino acids)
Source: RefSeq, a predicted model, not a curated record
CAUAUGAGUGUCUUGCAGUCAAAUUAUGUGGGAUGAAACGAAGUUAGUUGAACGGUGGGAGGUAGCUGAUAUAGGGAUGAAUUGACUGACAAGUGGAUGACGAGGAAGAUAGGCAGACGAGGAAGACAGAGAGACAGACAGAUGAGCAAACAGACAGACAGACAGACAAACAUGAUUCUUACGCCUCUCGUCAGAGGAGGGCGGCACGACAUCAAGAACAUGAAGGAGGUGUAUCAGGAAUUCCUAUCGGGGAGUGGGAGGAGCUUGUCUGUUUGGAUGACUCCCUUGCUGCAAAAUCCACUAAAGGAAACAAAGAGGCCCAUCGUGCAGCUCCUCUACGGCUUGUGUGUUGUGGAGAGCUAUCAAGGACCUCUAGAGUUCUUACCAGCGCUGGUCUGGCUCCAUCUACAGCAGAUACAGCUAGGAAACUGACGUCAAAACAUCCUCCUAGGGUCAAUAGUAUCGAUUUAUUAAACACGUCCCACAGUGCAGCUAUCAAUUUGUCUGAAAAUGUUUUCUAUGAUACAGUACGGAGAACUCCUCAUGGGUCUGGUGUUGGACCUUCUGGAUGGCAUUUGAACACUUUAAAGUAUUGAUUGAUAAUGAGAACACAGCAAAAUGCCUUUUCUCUGCAUGUUCAGCUAUAGCUAAGGGUAUACUGCCUCCUGAAAUUGCCAAGCUUAUGUCAUCAUCCAGACUGAUUGCUCUUCCUAAGUCUAAUGGAGAUGUUCGUCAUAUAGCUGUUGGAGAUGCACUUCGUCGUCUUACUGCUCGAGCAAUUUGUGUACAGAAGAAAGAAACGUUUGCUGAUUAUUUUACACCUAUUCAGCAUGGAGUCUCAACACAGAACGGUACUGAGCUUUUACUCACCACAUUGGUCUGAUGCUAGAAGUUAAUCAAGAUUGGAUCGUUCUCAAGUCAGAUGUUCGCAAUGCUUUCAAUUCAGUCAGUAGGUGUGAUAUGUUAAACAAAGUGUCUAAGGCCUUUCCUGACUUGUUCAGACACAUUCAACAAAUGUAUGGUCACUCUAGCUCUCUUAUAUAUUUACAAGGAUCAUCAUCAAUUGUCAUUCCAUCUCAAGAAGGAGUCCACCAAGGCGAUCCACUAGGACCAGUUCUUUUUGCAACAACAAUUCAUCCUAUUUUAUCUGAAAUACAAAGCAACAUCCCUGAAGUCGCUUGCAUACUUGGAUGAUGUUUUCUUGCUGGGUAGUCCUGACAAAGUGCUUGCAGCUUUCAAUAUGCUCAAAAAAUCUUUUUCAACCAUCACUUUGUCUGUCUCUGAAACCAAGUGUGAGGUUUUCAGUCCCAAUGUUACUCAUCUCACUGGCUUUGACGGAAUUCCUGUGAGUCAUGAUGGUUCGAUUUUCUGGGUGUACCAGUUGGUACAUCUAGCUUCGUGUCUACAACGUGUGUUAAGGCUGCACAUUCAGGGGACCAACUUUGCGACCAACUCAAGAAAUUAGAAGAUCAGCAAAAGUUCAAUGCUACUUCUAAGACAUUGUCAUAUUCCUAGACUUGAUCAUUUGGCUAGAUCUGUGGAGCCUACCUUGCUAUCUGAAGCUAUGUCCAUCCAAGAUUUUCAGUCACGAAAAACAUUUGUUCAUCUUCUUGGUGAAACAUUUGUGGAUGAUCAGGUCUGGAAACAGGCAUGUCUCCCUAUUCGUAUGGGUGGAUUUGGUCUAACCCCGCUAUCUUCCAUCUCCGGUCCUGCUUUUGUUGCUUCGUGGUCCCAUACCAUAUCUGAGCUACCAUCUCGUUUCCCACAUCUGAAAGUCAUCAUGGACAAAUUCACUUGUGAUGCAUCUAGCCCCGUUGGACAUGCUUUUCGAGCAUACCUUCCAACCAACAAGAAGAUCUCAGAUUACAAAGGAAUUAAAAAGCUACAACAUCAAUUGUCCAUUUCUAAUUUCAAAGAAGAUUUCCAGCACUUGGUUGAUGCAGCUCCAACUGCAAGAGAUGAAGCAAGGUUUCGUUCCCUUCAAGGAAAGAGCGCAGGCGCAUGGUUGCAUGCACUACCAACUUCAUACAGUAUCGCACUCAACCCUUGUGAAUUUUGCUUGGCGUGCCGUUUGAGAUUGGGUCUGCCUAUCACCAUUUCAAAAUGGGUAGAGUCUUGUAAUUGCAAUGCAUCACUAGACGACAGUGGAUACCACUUACUUACCUGCAAGACAGGGGGAGGCCCUAUUUGGUCCCAUGAGUCUAUUGCAGUGUGGUUGGAGUACCUUAGAAGUCUACGAAUUCACCAUUGUCGUGAGCCAAGAAACAGGUAUACUAACUCUGGAUGUAGACCUGACAUUAUCAUGUUUAAUGCUGAGUCGGGCGCUAAUAUUAAUCUUGACAUCUCGUUGGCACACCCUUGGAGCUCAGAUGUUUUCCCAAGCUCUGCUGAGGCAACAGGGGUUGCAGCUAAUCGAAGAGAAACCAGAAAGAUGGCCAAGUACGAACAACACAAUCUGCCUGGAGGCUCGGUAGUCAAAGUCGUUCCACUGGUUAUGGAACAUUUUGGAUCAUGGGGAGAAGAGGCAAGAAAAUUUUUGCAGAAACUAGCAGCCUUUUCAUCAGAUGAAGCAGGAAGACCUAAUGCUGUGGAAUUUUUAGAUUUUUGGAGAAAAAGAUUCUCCGUACAAUUACAGAAGUGUAAUGUUAAAGUCAUAGCUAAGAAACUUAGCAUGUUGUGCGGUGGGUCUGAGAGGCCUGACUCUCUCUUGGCACCCAAUUUUUUCCUCGUUAGUCUUAGUUAUAUAUAAGUGUUUAGUUUGCUGUAAUGUUAGCUUUCAAUGAACAUUAGUCUAGUUGUAUUACUGUAGGUCUUUGCAGAAUUGUAUGGUAGUUUGAUGUAAGAAAUAAAUGACAGACAAACAGACAGACAAACAAACAGACAGACGUAUGGACGAAGAACGUAUUGAAUUGAAGAGACACACAAUGGAUUAGCUAAUACAGAUGGACAAGUUGUUACACAAGCUCGGCUCUCGACUUUGUGUUUCUCAUUUCUUUAUCAUCUUGUUUCACAUCAUACAUCAUCUACA